UGCCGCAUAAACCAAGAAGUACAAGUUGAUAUAACUUCAGCUUUAAUAAAUACUACAAAAUGAAACCGUUGUGUUUUUCGUUGGCUCUCGCCGUAAUUUUCGUCUUCACGAUCGUACACGCAGAAGCGAAGCCGUUGGCCGAUGCUGAUGCUGAUGCUGAUGCCUAUGCCGAUGCUGAUGCCGAUGCCGAUCCAGGAAUUGGUGCUCUUUUUAAGUUAAUUGCAAGAGUUGCUUUGAAACUGAUUAGAAAAAUAGCCCCACACGUCGGAAUGGAAGUAGCACAACAAACAGUACUAAAUAAUUAAAAAGGCAGGACGAGAAAAAAAA
Molecule: messenger RNA, 327 nt
Organism: Ooceraea biroi (clonal raider ant)
Lineage: Eukaryota; Metazoa; Arthropoda; Insecta; Hymenoptera; Formicidae
Product: pilosulin-1
Source: RefSeq, a predicted model, not a curated record